Messenger RNA from Platichthys flesus (European flounder), 8129 nucleotides. Its product is annotated as NACHT, LRR and PYD domains-containing protein 12-like. Gene Ontology annotation, molecular function: protein binding. Lineage: Eukaryota; Metazoa; Chordata; Actinopteri; Pleuronectiformes; Pleuronectidae. Bases 4810 to 7509 code for a protein of 899 amino acids. The transcript has 8 exons. The record is from RefSeq and is a predicted model, not a curated record.
AUUAUUUCACUGUCACUGACUCUGGGUCAGUUUUCUACUCGUGGACUUUAGAGAGAAGAAGAUUCAGGAUGAUACUGAAUAAAUCGAGCAAUUGACUGAGGUCACCUGUCAAAGGAAAGUCUGAGAGAGUGAAAAAGAGAGAGAGAGAGAGAGAGAGAGAGAGAGAGAGAGAGAGAGAGAGAGAGAGAGAGAGAGAGAGAGAGAGAGAGAGAGAGAGAGAGAGAGAGAGGGAGAGAGAGCGAGAGAGAGAUUUGAUUUUUGAAACCUUUAUUUUCAAAAUGUAUACAAUGUAUCAAUGGAUCUGUACAGGACGUUUCAGAACAAUACUAAAACCUACCUAGAAAGUAAUAUUAAAUAUUAAAACAUCAUCAACCACAGAACACACUACAUCAGUAAAACACCACUGUUUGAUGAAGCCGUCCAUGUCCUUCAUUCCUUUAAAAAAACUAAAAUCUACCCACACUCUUGCUUUCAGCAGCGAGAUAAAAACAGGAAGAGCCUCUUGUCCUGCCCUGUCCUCCACUCUGUUCUUCCUGCUGCUGUAAAUGGACAUUUUAGCUUCUCCUACAAUCCAACUUAAAAGUUUCCAUUUGCACUCAUUUGAUUUCCUGUAUCCUACUCCUAAAAUGAAGGCCUUCUUACUCCACGUCUCCCCAAACUGUUUAAAAACCUUCUGCAGUGUAUUAAAAAGGAAACAGAGUCUUUCACAUUCAUAAAAACCAUGGAACACUGUCUCUGCUGCUCCACAAAAAGGACAAUUGUACUUGACUGUUGGGUUGAGGAUGUGUAACGUGUAAUGUGUAGUGUUUUCUGUAAAACUGUUAGAUCUCUGUUUUGUGUUUUAAGUUCUUUUCAUGUGUGCUCUCGGUUUCUAUUUCCUGUUUUCUUUGUAUUCCCUGUUCCUUGUGGGUUGUUUCUGUCUUCACUUCCUGUCUUGAUGAUUGCCUGUCUAACUCCUUAUGUGUUGCACCUGUGGCCAAUUACCCCUGCCUUCCCUGUGUAUAUAAGCCUCUGUCUUUCCCUUUGCCCUUGUCGGAUUGUUUGUUCAUCUACCCUCUGUCGUCCAUGGUGCUGUUCUGUGUUCUUGUCCUGAUCCCCUGAGCCUCUUCACUUUGAACCCCUCUCGUAAGCUUCCUUGUGUUUUUGUUUAGUUAGAGUUUAGUUUAGUUAUUUUUACAUUAAAUACGUUUUUUGUUAAACAUCUCUGCAUCUGGGUCCAUCUACCUUCCUCAAAUGUGACAUGAUGGAUAUAAAACUGUUAACCGCAGUGGCUCCGUGUAAAAUCCUCCACUGCAGGUCACCACUCCUCUUCCUUAGAGGUGGUUUGUAUAAAACCCUCCACACCGGUUUGUCCUUGAUGUCCAGAUCCAGUCUCCUCCUCCACACCGUGUCAGGCCUCACAUCCAGCUUGCUUCUGUUCAGGGUUAAAACACAGCAUUCAUAGAUGGCUCUCCCUUUUGCUGUGUACAGGUCCACUUGCUUCCAGUCUGUUUUAUUUAAAAAAGGUCCUGAGAGCCCAUCCAGAUCUAGAUUAAAACCUAGCUCCGGAAAGGGGUCGCUGUCGUCAGGGGUUUCAAUUCCAUCAGAGUAUUCCUUAAGAAGAGAGUUUGUAGGUUCCAGCCUUUUCAAUUAAAAAAGGCUCCAUGUCUUAAAAAGUGACUGAUAAAAAGGAGAUAAUCCAUACAUGUUAAAAAGCUUAAAAUCCAUUAAGAACAGUGGCAUGUCUAAAACCAGCCCAGUUGUCUCCCUCAGGAUGCUGCUUGUCACUUGUCUCCAAACAUCCUGUGGACCUACGAGAUAUUUCUGUAAAAACUGUAAUCUAAAAGUGGAUAUUCUACUCUGAAUGUGCACCAGCCCUUGCCCCCCCUCCUCCUUUGGUAAAAACAACACACACUGGGGCACCCAGUGCAACCUGUCCCAAAAGAAGUCUGUUAAAAUGGCUUGUAGUUUCAUUACUAAGCCUUUCAGUGGUUCCAUGCAGGCCAGUCGAUGCCACAGAGCAGAGGCCAGUGGCGAAACUACCGGGGUGGCAAGGGGUGGCAGCUGCCACCCCCCAAAAAAUGCUUGCCACCCCACUUGCCACCCAGGUUGUUAGAAGUGUCUCCAAUAUACAUUUAUUGAAUGGUAUUAUAUUUUUUGCUACUGAAGCUGUUGAUCUCAUUGGUAACUUGUUUAAGUUUAAGAACUAAAAUCUUUAUGUCCCCCCCCCGUAAAAUGGUUGAGUCCAUGAAUCCUAUUUGCUCUCUUCUCACCGUGCGCAUCUGCCGCUUCAUUCAAAUGAAGACAGAAACGGUUUGAAAGCCAAAGAACUGGAGACAAGCCAACUGUAUGCUUGCAGUGAUGAAAAAAGGUACAGUACAGCUGAAACUUGAAUCAAGAAAAUGUGAUGGGUGGUCAUAUGUGAUAGACAAUUCCGUUGUAAUUUCAAUCGUUUAUUUAAUUGCUAGCUUGCAAAAGACGAUAGGACUAGUAGCUAGCUCGCUAUACAGCUGCAUUAAAAUGUGAGAGGAUGACUCGGUUAUAUGCUAUAGACCCUAUUGUGUAUGUGGUAUAAAGGCUGGGACGAAUUUCGAAUUAUAAAUAUGUUAACUGUUUUCAUUAGCGAUUGGUAUAAAUAAAUACAUAUAGACACCAGGCAUGUGUGUUUCCAACAAUAAAAAUACUUGACUUGACUUUGUGUGUGUGAUUUGCCACCCUUGAAUUUAACUUGCCACCCUUCUGCCACCCCAUGUGAAAUUUUCUAGAAUCGCCACUGGCAGAGGCCACCAGGUUAUUUAAAAUCAUUGUUCUGCCUCUGUAGGAUAAUUGUGGUUUCAGCCAUUUCCACUUGCUGAGCCUCCCUUGCAUUUUCUCAGCCACUCCCUCACACUUCUUCUGAACCAUGGACUCAUUGCUGACAUAAACUCCGAGGUAUUUGAGACCGUCUCUCCUCCAAGUCAACCCCCCCGGCAGACUUGGUAGACCCCCUUCCCACCUUCCAACUGCCAACGCUUCGCUUUCCCCCCAGUUAACUCUAGCAGCUGACAUUGUUUUAAAAUCACUUCCAGAGGUACAGGUGCUCAACCCGGUCAAAAGCCUUUUCCUGGUCCAGAGAAAUGAGCCCAGUUUUUAUGCCUAAUGAACUAGAGAAGUCCACAAUAUCACGAAUCAAGGACACGUUGUCCAGGAUAGACCUACCAGGCACACAGUAAGUCUGGUCUUGAUGAAUUACUUCUCCCAUCACCUCCCUCAGACGGUUAGCCAGCGCUUUGGACAGGGUCUUAUAGUCAGUACAUAGCAGCGACACCGGACGCCAGUUCUUGAUCUCCUGAAGGUCUCCUUUCUUUGGCAGGAGAGUUAUCACUGCCCUCCUGCAGCUUAUCGGCAGCACCAAGUCGCUAAAACUCUCGUUAAAAACAGUUAAAAGAUCUUCCCCCAUCUCGUUCCAGAACACAAAAAACUCAACUGGAAAGCUGUCGAUGCCCGGGGCCUUCCCCCCCGCCAUGCUCUGCAGGGCCGUGUAGAGUUCCUGCAUCGACAGGGGGCCGUCCAACCUAGUGUUCACGUCUUGGGGGACUUUGGGCAGCUCUCCACAGAAGGAGUCAAACAGGCCAUUGUUCUCAGUGUACUCAGUCUUGUACAGGUCCUUAUAAAAACUCACGGCUCUCUUCCGGAUCUCUUUGCUGUCGCUGAGUUCUUCUCCUUCAGGAGAUCGAAGAGUGUGGAUCUGCUUUGUCUGUUCUUCUUUUCCAGUCCAAAGAAGAAUUUAGUCGGUGCAUCCAUAAGCGCUGCCGUCUGGAACCGUGACCUGACCAGCGCCCCCUGGGCCUUCGUGCCCAGUAGGUCUGCAAGAGCAGAUUUUUUAGAGAGACCUCUUCACAGCAUCUCUGGCUCCAUUUACGUUCAAAGAACUUAUAUUUAAAAGACUCAUAAUGAAAAAUAUAAAAAACCCACAAAAAAAACAGGACAGAUUGGUAAUCAGGAUGUACUUUAUUCAUCAUCAUCAUCAUCAUUGUUUUUCUGUUGUAUAAUUCUCUCAACAAUUUUCUUUAGUCAGUAUACCUCCUGGUCAGUGAAACCUCCUCUGCCUUUGCUGCUCAUGUGCAGCCGGGCAGAGUUUGAAAACUGCUCUUUAUCAGAGAAGUAAUCCUCUACUACCCUUAAGCUUGGUGUCCCUCUUUCCCUGCUGAAACACUUCUCCUCCACUCUGAUCUUGAACACCAGGUUCAGAUCCUCAGUCCUGUUAUUAAGAAUCAUAAACAGAUGUCUACUGUGGGACACCACGUUUUUGAGCAACGGGGACUUGCAUCCUGAGGACACUUUCUUAAUCUGAGACACGAUCUUACCGUGUCUCGCUAAUUCUCUCAACAACGUCUCAUCUCUAAUGAACGGAGGGACGUUGGACAGAGUCACUUUUACCGCCGGUGUGGCGAGAGGCAGAACAGACACGAAGGUAUCGUUCACUUCAAUCCUGUUCUCCACCACCGUGUUCACCUUCUCUACGCUGUCCAGAAAAAUGACAACACACCAGUAAUACAAACUAUGAAGCCCUGCAUCUAUUUCACAAUAAAAACAUUUAAAAACAAAUGAAUUGAUUCAUUUGACAGAAACACUGCAGUGUUUUUAUUUUGAAUUGGGUCGGCUACAGGAAGUGUUGCAAAUAUUUGUGUUUGAGACGUUUUCAACAGAUAAACCUUGAAACUGGUGAGAAAGAUCAUUUCACUGUGUUCUGCUGUAAACUGAGCACAGAACCAGAGGAAAUAGACCAGACCUUGAAUAUCUAGAAGAGCAGCGUGGCCUGAACCACAACUGAGCCGCAGCCGGUGCAACAUGGACGAGGACACUUCAGAGCAAGUUGGACCCUCACACACAAAAGUUCAGGACCACAGACUGAGAGCAGAGUCUCCAGGGUCCAGCUGUCUGUCUCUGAAGAGUGACUGGUCCAUGGGAGAUCCUCCAAACUUCAGUAAAGAACCUGGACCCUCACCCACAGAGGAGAGGAAGAGGAGUCAUGUUUCUGAGGAGGAGCAGUCGUCCUGCUGUGCUUCGUGUCAGGACGUCCUGAAGGAUCCAGUCUCCACCAGCUGUGGACACUGGUUCUGCAGACAGUGCAUCACCUCAUACUGGGACCAGUCUGGUUCUUCAGGAGACUCCUCCUGUCCCCAGUGUGGACAAAGAUCCAGAACAGGAGCUGGAGCAGAUCGUGGUCUGCAGGAGGUUUCAGAUGAACAUAAGCUCAGUGUGAGGAGGAGAUGUGAACAUGUGACUGAAGGAAGUGAUGAAACAGGAAGUAGAACCCUCCUCAACAGGAUCUACACUGAGCUCCACAUCACAGAGGGACAGAGUGAAGAGGUUAAUACUCAACAUGAGGUGAGGCAGCUUGAGACGGCUUCCAAGAAGAAGAUCCUCCAGGACACUCCCAUCAAGGUCCACGACAUCUUCAAAGCCUCCACUGACCAGCAGAGCAGCAUCAGAGUCGUCCUGACCAACGGCGUCGCUGGAGUUGGAAAAACCUUCUCGGUGCAGAAGUUCACUCUGGACUGGGCAGAGGGUUUAGAGAACCAGGAUGUGGGUCUGCUGGCUGUGCUUUCGUUCAGGGAGCUGAACCUGGUGAAGGACCAGCAGCACAGUCUUCUCACGCUGCUCCAUGUUUUCCAUCCAGCGUUACAGAAGCUCACGGCAGAGACGCUCGCUGUCUGUAAACCUUUGUUCAUCUUUGACGGCCUGGAUGAAAGCAGACCUUCUCUGGACUUCAACCACAGGGAGCUUGUGUCUGAGGUCACACAGAGGUCAUCAGUCAACGUGCUGCUGACAAACCUCAUCCGGGGGAAUCUGCUUCCCUCGGCUCUCGUCUGGAUAACCUCCAGACCUGCGGCGGCCAAUCAGAUCCCUCCUGCAUGUGUUGACAGGGUCACAGAAGUAAGAGGCUUCACUGAGGCCCAGAAGGAGGAGUACUUCAGGAAGAGAUUCAGUGAUGAAGAGUUGUGCAGCAGAAUCAUCUCACACAUCAAGACGUCCAGGAGCCUCCACAUCAUGUGUCAAAUCCCAGUCUUCUGCUGGAUCAGUGCUACAGUUCUGGAGCACAUGUUGACCACAGACCAGAGAGGAGAGCUGCCCAAGACCCUGACUGACCUGUACUCACACUUCCUGCUGGUUCAGACAAAGAGGAAGAACAACAAGUACGGUGAGGGACAUGAGACGAGUCCACAGCAGCUGACGAGGGCUGACAGGGACGUUCUCCUGAAGCUGGGGAGGCUGGCACUUCAACAUCUGGAGGAAGGAAACAUCAUGUUCUACCAAGAAGACCUGGAGCGGUGUGGUCUUAAUGUCACAGAGGCCUCGGUGUACUCAGGAGUUUGUACUGAGAUCUUCAGAAGAGAGUGUGUGAUCUUCCAGAAAUCAGUCUACUGCUUUGUUCAUCUGAGCGUUCAGGAGUUUCUGGCUGCAGUCUACAUGUUCCACUGUUACACCAAGAGGAACAGAAGAGAACUCAACAACUUCUUGGGACAUUAUGGGAACACAAACAGUACCUUCACCCUGAAUGACCUCCUGAAGAGAACCAUGAAGAAAUCCCUCACCAGUACAAAUGGUCAUCUGGACCUGUUUGUUCGCUUCCUUCACGGCCUCAGUCUGGAGUCCAACCAGAGAGUCUUAGGAGGCCUGCUGGGUCGGACAGAGAACAAUCCAAAGAUCAUCCAGAGAGUCAUCAACAACCUGAAGGAGAUGCAGAGUGAUGACAUUUCUCCUGACAGAAGCAUCAACAUCUUCCACUGUCUGACUGAGAUGAACGACCACUCAGUUCAUCAGCAGAUGAAACAGUUCCUGACGUCAGAGAACAGAUCAAAGGAGGAACUCUCUGGCAUCCACUGCUCAGCUCUGGCCUACAUGCUGCAGAUGUCAGAGGAGGUUCUGGAUGAGUUGGACCUGAAGAAGUUCAACACAUCAAUCCAGGGUCGACUGAGACUGAUCCCAGCUGUGAGGAACUGCAGGAAGGCUGAACUCGAUGGUUGUGAACUCUCAGAGACUCACUGUGAAGUUGUGGCCUCAGCUCUGAAGUCAGACCCCUCACAUCUGAGAGAACUGGAUCUGAGUAUCAACAAGCUGCAGGAUUCAGGAGUGAAGCUGCUGUGUUCUGGACUGGAGAGUCCAAACUGUCGACUGGAGACUCUGAGGUUGAAGUGCUGCAGUCUGUCAGAGAUCAGCUGUUCUUCUCUGGCUUCAGCUCUGAGGUCAAACCCCUCUCAUCUGAGAAAACUGGAUCUGAGUAGAAACUACCUGCCAGACUCAGGAGUGAAGGAGCUGUGUGGUUUUCUACAGAGUCCAACCUGUCGACUGGAGACUCUGAGGUUGUGGAACUGCAGACUGACAGAGAUCAGCUGUUCUUCUCUGGCUUCAGCUCUGAGGUCAAACCCCUCUCAUCUGAGAGAACUGGAUCUGAGGUUCAACGACCUGCAGGACUCAGGAGUGAAGGAGCUUCUUGAUCUACAGCAGAGUUCAACCUGUCGACUGGAGACUCUGAGGUGGAGAUGAGUGUGAAGAGGACAGUGUGUGUGGACGGAGGCUGAGCUGUGUCCUGAGGAUCCAGAGGCUGAAGCAGCAGCAGCUUGUGUGUAGUCUCCAAUCUACACAACCCCUAAUCUGCAUGUGUUUGUGAGAUGAAGCCGGAGCACCUGGAGAAAACACGGGGAGAACAUGCAGACUCCACACAGGAAGACCCCAUCUGAACCGGAUUCAAACCAGCAACCUUCCUGCCCCGAUUGUGUUUAUUCACAUGAAGAAUGUGUUUAUUGAAAUGACACAACACAGGCAGAAUAUAUAAACUCUCUGUAAAGAGUCACAUACAGUGUGUUUAAGUUUGUCUUUGUUAUUGUCCACCUUUGUCCCUCAGUGUGUCUCCAUGUGUGUAGAACCACAUUCUGUGUAUAUGUUUGUUUAUGAUCUUAAAGUUCCUGGAUUCACGUCACAAAUUGAUUUAGUUCAACACAAAGUUAAACACAAUCAAAUCACUUUGAGUUUAAAAUCUGAGUUUUGUCUUUGGAUCAUUUCCUCUGUGACAAACCAGAUGUAACGAGAAGAAAAACAUCUCAGAGAGAAAAGUUCUGUUUCUACUUGUCUCUGCUUUAAUGCUCAAUAAACAUCCUUCCACCGAC